AUGGUGAUGCUGAGGAUUCAGAAAACAUAUAAAAGAGAUCCUCUCCUGCAUGUUAAACACACAAACACACCCAGUGUGGAUGCAGCUCAGAAGUCACCAGCCAUGUCUGCCUUUCACCUCACACUCUUGCUUUUAGCAGUGACCCUGGCCUCCGUGGCUGCAUCCGCAACCCAACGGGGUAAAAGGUCACUGAAGGACCUGCACGGAAUGAUCAAAUGUACCACAGGGAGAAACUAUAUUGACUAUAGUUCGUACGGCUGCUACUGUGGAGGCUGGGGGAAAGGCAAGCCUGUAGACCAGACCGACCGGUGCUGCUUCGACCAUGGCUGCUGCUAUGCUCAGGCCGAAAUAUGGGGCUGCAAGACCAACACGGACUACGACUGGGCAUGUAGAGACAGGACGACUCGUUGUGGAAUCACUAAUGACAAGUGUCAGAAGUUGGUCUGCGGCUGUGACCAACAAUUCGCCAACUGCCUGAAAGAUGCACGCUACAAUUUGAACUAUGCUGUUCUGCCGAACUCCCAGUGCUUUGGAAGCCAACCAUUGUGUGCCCAUAGACUCGGAAAAUGA
This is a messenger RNA of Entelurus aequoreus (snake pipefish), 570 nucleotides long. Its product is annotated as phospholipase A2-like. Gene Ontology annotation, biological process: lipid catabolic process; arachidonate secretion; phospholipid metabolic process. The transcript is spliced from 4 exons. Gene Ontology annotation, molecular function: calcium ion binding; phospholipid binding. The record is from RefSeq and is a predicted model, not a curated record. Bases 1 to 570 code for a protein of 189 amino acids. Lineage: Eukaryota; Metazoa; Chordata; Actinopteri; Syngnathiformes; Syngnathidae.